This is a messenger RNA of Macrosteles quadrilineatus (aster leafhopper), 1960 nucleotides long. Its product is annotated as Golgi integral membrane protein 4-like. The transcript has 12 exons. The coding region runs from base 379 to 1884 and encodes 501 amino acids. The record is from RefSeq and is a predicted model, not a curated record. Lineage: Eukaryota; Metazoa; Arthropoda; Insecta; Hemiptera; Cicadellidae. Gene Ontology annotation, cellular component: Golgi membrane; Golgi apparatus.
UAUCAUCAGUAGUUAGUUGUGAGUUGUGAAAGUUACCGUAUUUGAAAGAACCCUAAGUGUUGUAAUAAAUUCCUUACAUUUAAGUUUUAUUUUCGGCUGAACUUUGUGAGUUUAAUAUUCAACUAGGUAAAACUAACCUAAUCCUUGCUAAACAUUUCUUAGGAAGGAAUUAAUAAUCCACCUUAAAUGUAUUCAACAAUUCCUAAUAGGCCUUGAUUUUGACAGUGACUGAACGAAAUAAGUUUGCACAAAUAUUUUUACUGAGCAGAAAGUUGUUGACAAUUGGUUUAUUAAGCCUACAGUCUAAGGGAUGUUCAGUUUUUAUCUUUCAUUCUAGCCUAUUGAAACGAACUUGUGUAGUGUAAUAAGCACAUCAAGAUGAGCUCUGCACGUUUAGUUCGAAGCACAAAAAGUAGACUUUUUAUUUAUAUAUGUGGCGUGUUUGCAUUCGGCAUAGUUGUCUAUUUGUUCCAUGGAAGUCAGUUGCAGUUGGAUGACAAUCGUAAAGCACUUGCUGCUUGCAACCAGCAGACAGAAUCGCUAUCAGCACAACUACAAGUCAUUUUUGAAUAUAAAUUAAGGCUAGAAAAGUCUUUACAAAAGGAAAAAACUGAACACAAACAGACAAAAGAAGAAUGUCAAAGUAGAGCAAAACAAGAGAAAGAAGAAAGAGAAAGAGACUUGGUAGAGGCAGCAAACAAAUACAGCGCACUUCAGCAAAGCACAAAACUCUUGCAGAGUAAACAAAAAGACUUGGAAGAUGACAACAACAAUCUCAGGCAGAAGAAUCUCAAAUUGUUGGAGGAUCUGGAGCUCCAAAAGAAACAGUACAACGCUAAGUUGAAUGAGGAACAACAGUUGCGAGCCAGCAAAGAAAAGGCAAUUGAAAAUUUGAAGACCAGAAAUCUAGAACUAGAAGUGAAGUACAAUAAAUUGUUGGACGAAUUUGAUCAAAUGAAGAAGGACAAAUCACCGGAUUGGAACAGGAUUUCCACUCUGGAAAAGGCCAAAGUUCAGCUUGAGAGAGAGUUGGAGGCUGCAAAGAGCCAGCUGGAGAACUGCCAAGGAGGCGAGAAGCGAGUGAGUGUACCGGGAGACAACCAGUCGGGUGUGGAACCUUCUAAGCUUAUGUCUGUCAACAAGGUUGGCAACAACUCCACAACUCCCGUCAUCAACCCUGAGGCCGUUAUUGAUCAUGACGGGUCAUCGCCUAAACCUUCACUCUCCAAGAGUACGAAAUCCGUUUCUGCAGUUGGCGAAAGCAGUAAAAAACCAACUCAGGCGGUGGCUGCCCCAAUACAGCAGCCGAUGAAACAGGUGGACGCAGACGCUGAGAUGAACCGUCAGAUUCCGAUGCCGCAGAACCUUGCAGCGCCACAACCUCAGUCUCCUGAGAACACAGUGAUCAAACGGCCCGAGAGUCAUCGGGAGGAUGAUAACAAUGGUGGGGAGGUUGGCAAUAUCGCCGGACCUCUGAAUCCUAUACAGGAGCAGGCUGCACCUCCGUUACAGGGUGAAAGUAGAGGAGUGGCGGCGUUGGAAACAGCCAGAAACAAAGCCAUGAAUGCGAUACCUUGGGAAGAUGACGGACCUCAGAAUUUGAGGGAUGGAGCGCAUGAAGAGGGAGAAGAAGAGGCUCCUUUACCUCAUAAUCAGUGGCGAGUAGGAGAUGAAGGAAACAAGGUGUUACCCAAUCAUAUGAACCAUGACUACCGAGAGGAAUAUGAAAGAGAUCAGAACCAAGAAGAAGAUGAAGAAGGAGAACAGAUGGAUUACAUCGGGCCGGACGCGGCGCUCAAACCACCUAAACCUCCCGUCAAUAGGUUCCCUCAGUUUAACCACAAUGUUGGAGGCGGAGGAGGAAUAAUGUUAAACCCGAAGUGAAGAGGACGGAACAUGUAAUGGACAUCUGUUAAUGCCAUAGUGUACAUUUGUGAAUAAAGGCUGUUUUUUAACUUUU